UCCCCCAUGACUAGAAAUCCUGUGGUUAAAAUAACACAGCCUCUAUUCAGAGCACAAACUUAGAGCCGCUAGCUGAAGCAGACUUGGGAUUUACAGAACUCUCAGCAGAUGAGCCUGUUAGGGUGUUUUGUUUUUUUUAUCCUAUUUCUGAUCCACAAGAGGAAGCUACGAUCUCUCCAAUUUGCAUUCAAGGGAUGAAAUAUAAUGUUCCAAGGACUGUUUGAAGAAGUACAUUCACAGUAUUGAAAUGUAUGAAGUCCACCUGGCCCCACCUCUCUGCAGCUCCCCCAUAGUGUAGACCAUGAAGGAUGGCUCCUUGGUCUGAAAUCAGUGGCUGCACCAUCUGAGAACAUGUGAUGGAUCCUGCUGGAGAGAGGUUUCCAGUGGCACAGCUCUGAUUGAAACCAGUGCAACAUGUUCAGUGUCGAGGACCUCUUGAUUUCUCAUGGAUACAAACUGACAAAAAACCCUCCUGCUUCAUAUGAGAACAGAUAUGAUGGAUACCGUCAUGAAAUUGUAGAGAACAGAUCUGCUCAUGGAACAGUGAAUGGAUUUCAGAGAGAACCUGGAGCCUGCGCUUACAACAAGAAACUGGUGGCCAAAGGUAACUUCUGCGACAGUGAAGGCUAUCACAGGAACCAAGGGAGACAGGCAGGUCCUGGCUACUACCAUGACUUCAAGGGUUUGUCCACUUUUCCUACUUCAGAAGGGGGGAUAUAUGAAAAACCUCAGUUAGCAUGGUCUUCUCAGCCCAAGACUGAUAAAGAUCUUGCCUACUGGAGAAGAAGAGGACAAGACUUUAGUGUAUUGCUGGGUUAUUCUGACAAAGGAGACUCUGAAAUGAAAGGAUUGGCACCAACCCAUGGGCUGCACAGACAUACUAAAGAAAGUCAGCUGGAGGUAGGUGCAGGAACAGAGUAUGUGGCAAGAAGCAGUUUGCAGGACAGCUGUAAAGUGCCUGGUGAUUACAAAUGGCAGAGUUUAAGAAUGGAAAGCUGGAAACAACCUCAAAAACUAGGAAGACAAAUGUCUGAUAAUGACAGAGAGAAACUGCUUCAAGAUCUAUACUCAUUUACCGUAGGAGAUAAUGGACUUAGUUCCCAUAACAGAGGGAAAUCACAAUCAUUGCCAAGAGUUCUUUCACCAGAGAGCCCGAGGGGUGUGGAAAUGCCCUCCCUGACAAAUAACAAUCAUUUACUUAGUGGAGCUAAAGCACCCUCUCAUCCCCCAAACAGAAUGACUUUGGAAUCCACAAAGUACCCUGAAACUGGAUGCCACUUUCUUCCUUUGGCCAAGCCCAAGUAUGGCAGACCCCUGAAACCUCCAUCCUAUGAACUGUACCAACAAACAAGAGCCUCUACAGAAACCAGUGGCUUUCAGAACCACCAGCAAAAAGAUGAAGCAGUUUCCUAUUUAGCCAAAGUUAAUGAGCCACGGCAAGAUGUUUGCAUUCAAGACUGUAACUUGGAGCCCCCAGUCUAUGUACCUCCUCCAUCUUACAAAUCUCCACCUCAGAGAAGCAUGAAUCAGCAUUCCCAUAAUGACGUGCCUAACUAUGAUGUGUACUUCAAUAAUGAACAACAGCAUCCAUCAGACAGGCUUGUUGUCUGUCACCAACCAUCUACCAGUACAUUUGAGAUGGCAGGUGAACACCGCAAAGAGGAACACCUUCCUCAAGGAAGACAAAGCCAUUCUAAGCGCAUUGAUGACUACAUGAGUUCUGUUCAGUAUAUUCCUUUUGAUGAUCCUCGAAUACGGCAUAUUAAAAUAGCACACCCAGAGAGUCUCCAGGACAAUGCUAAACACACCAAAAAUAUACAUAGGGCCAGUCCCAGUACUUUGCAGGAGGGACCUCUCAAAGUACAAUAUGAUAGUGCCUUUUUGGAAACCUCAGACUUAUCAAAUGCUGUAAAGGGUGAAAGAACAUCAGACGGCUCCAUCCAUAACAGCAAGUGGUUGGCAGCAUCCUUUAAAGAUCAGGAAAAUUGUGCCUUGCCUGACCAAAGAGACAGUUAUACUACAAGUAAUCACAUUCCCAAUAAUGAAACGAAUAAGGAAUACACAAAAGGCAAACUUUCUGUAGGAAACCAGCAUAUGGAUAACACCUGUGAGACUGUUACUAAAGUUAAAAAGUUUGAACCUGGAACUGGGGUGCAAAGCAAAAGGAGUUCAAAGAAAAAAAUGAAUGAAACUAUAUUUUGCUUGGUCUCUAUCCCAGUUAAAUCUGAAUCAAAUUUGCCAGAUACAGAUAGGAACAACAACUUAACAGACAGCCCUGAUAAGAACGGGUUUGAUAACAAUGGGGCCUUGCAAGAACAAAGUCUAUUAAGCAUGUCUUCAACUGACUUGGAGUUACAAGCUCUCACAGGAAGCAUGACCAAUAAAAAUGAGUUACAAAAACAAGAGCUGUGGAGACCAGAGGAGUUCAAACAAAUGAAUGACCUCAGAUUUAUUCAGCCUACAAAACACAGGGAACUCAAAUACUCUGGCUCUUGGCCAGGUGAUCAGUACAAAGACCAGCAGACACAGACCAAUUUCACUGAAGGAACUAAAAGCCCUCAAUUUUUCCAUGGCACAAAGCCUGGUGAACCAAAUAAUAAGUUGACGACUCCAAAAUUCUUAGGAAGUGUGGCAUCUGUAACAGGGUUAAAACAGGCAGAGUUGCCUCCGGAUGAUAGAAAAUGUAGGCAGAAUGCAUACAACAUAAAAGGCCAAAUGUACCUCAGUCCAUCCAGCAAUAGUGCAUUUUCAAGGACUGCCACCUCAGUAAUUCAGGUUCCUUCACCAAAGGCAUGCCAGAACCAGCCAUGUGGGUCCUUCACAACCAUGGCUGGACAAGAGAGGGAAGCUAGCACAAGUUUCAAAGGUGAUUUGGUCAAGGGAGAAGCAAGUGCUCCCUGCAACAGUAGGGAGCUGUUUGGUCAGUUUCUCUUGAAACCUGUAAGUCGCCGUCCCUGGGAUGCAAUAAGUGAGUUAGAAAGUUUUAACAAGGAGCUUCAAGGACAGGAAGAGAGCACUAGUAGUGAAGAUGGUGUGGAGAAUGAGGAGAAGACACAGCAGGACACCAUUCCUGAAAAGAUGGGGACUUCACCAACUCAUGAAUUGGGCCAGGAAGUGAGACCUGGUAAGCAGCUAAAAACAGUUGUGCCAGAGGUUCCAAUAUUUAAACCAGGAAGAGUCAAAAGUAAGUCUGAAAGUUGGAGUACAGGGACUGAGUGGGGGGAUCAGCAUGCCCAUGUUGGAUCACAAUGCUCCUUGCAUCCAAAAGAAAUCAGUAAAUUAGUCAGGCCAGCAGAUGGAAGUGUCAUAACAGAAACAAGAAAUAAUGAAGCCAGAAGUAAAACAAACCAACAGUUUGGUCGUGCAGGCCUUGUCAGGAGAGCUCUGUCCAGUUAUGCAAGCCAGAGUAAUCCUUUCAAUCAUGCUGACUCAGAGGAGGUGAAUGAAGAUAGAACUUACACAGAUUUUGUAAAACUAGACAAAAGUGCAGUUCUCAGAAGCAAUAACGCUUUAGAGAAAGGUGCUACAGUACGAUUGUCCUUAACUAAUAGAAAUCAAGGUCACUCUGAGCCAGAUUUAAGGUCUGUGGGACUUGACAUCAGCUCUGAGCCUUGUAUUAACAAAUUUGAAUUUUCUUCAGCUGAAAAUGCAGCAGAGAUUCCUCAAAAUGAGUCUCUGCAGGCAAGAGCAGCAAGAAUCCUGGGUAUAGAGGUAGCAGUGGAGUCUCUUAUUUCCAGCGACAGAGCUGGGCUCCACCAACCCACCAGCUCUGAAAAUGGUGUCCAUGACUUUGAAUUACCAAUAGGGAGAACUUUAGAUGAUACAGUAGAAACAAAAGAUAGCUCCUAUGAGAGCAGGCGAAAGUGUGGUUGGACAAAAAGCUCUCUCUUUGUUGGAGAUAGGGACCCCUCUUUGUGCACAUAUCAGAGCAUUGACCAAGAAGCCAGUUCUAAAAUGCUGAUAACUGAGCCGAGCUUUGAACAGUACAAAAGUGUUGAACAAGAUGCGGAUCAAAACCUGCCUUGCAAAUCUGUUGCUUAUCAGCUUGCUGAAAGAAACAUGAUUAUCCCAAGCUCAGAAAAGAAAGUCAGAAGCACAUCUAAGGUGAUCGAGACAUUACAAGGCAAACUAACUUCUCCCCCUAGCCGAACCGUCAUGGAUCGUUUGGUGCGAAUGAAAGAAGUUGACUCAGUUUCCCGUAUGAGGCGUCUGAGCAUCAAAAGCGCAGAUUCAGGAGAAGACAUGGAUGAGGAGAAACAAUCCAGGUUACAAGAGGAACGAGGGAGCAAAAUGGUGACCACAGGUGCUGUUUCCAAAUGCGUUAUCUCUCUCAAUGAAAAUGGACACUUAACUGCAGCAGGCAAGAAGAUUGACAAAGAUUUUUGUUUCGAUGCAUAUGAUCCCACAAAAGUCGAAAGAGUGUGAGAUGACGCAGAUGAGAAUAAGGAGACUCUUGCUCCACCAAGAAUGUUUUGCUGAUGUUGCUGUUUUUAACACUUGGAAACUGCCUCCAUUUGGUGUUUAUGGUGUAUUGAUAAAGUCUUUACCAUUGCCAGUAGGGACAUUAGUUAUUCAUACAAAACUUUUUUGUGGACAUCACAGAAAAAUCUGAUUCUUACAUUGGGACCAUCUGGUUUUUGUAUCAUUAAGACUUAAUGCCUACACUUGGCAAAGUGUUUUCAUCUAAACUAUGUUUAACAGACUUCAGCUGGGAUGGUAAACUGGAUGAAGUCAGGCUUCUGAGCUUGUUCCUCUGUGUAAACUUAAAUGUGGGAAAUUAGUACAAUGAUUUUUAAAAUAAUGUGAAUUUAUAAGCUAAACUUACGAAUCCUUGAAGCCUAAAUCUUGUUUAACUUGAGGGAUCUUUGGCCAUGAGACUUGAGUCAUGAGUGCUGCUGCACUGAGCGGGGAGGAAUUUUAGUGAGAAUGCAGGACAAUGAGAAUGAAUAUUGACUGACUGUGAAAUCCAUUUGGACUUCCAAAGUUUGAAAUGACUUUGACUAAAUACUUACUGGCCACAUGUAGAGAAAAUAAAAGCCAAAACCCCAACGCUCCUAAAAGAUCAAGACUUUUGUAGUAUAGUGUAAUUGCAGUAGCAGGCAACUGAUAUUUUGAACCAAUGCAAACUAUACCACUGGCUGUUUUGCACUCAGUAUUAUCUAUUUUUGUUUCGCUGUUUAGAAAUUCUUUAUAUGACAAAAUAAUAGCUGGUUUAAAAUAGCCCAUUUUAACAAAGUAACUAUAUUUCUUGUUACAGAAUACUGUCUAUUUUUCUACGAUGUAAACAAUUGCUAAUGAGUGGCAAGUAUAAAGAAGUAUUAUUAUUAUUAUAUUUUAAGAAGAAUUAUCCUUUUGAGGGAAGAUAACCCAAGGAGGGUCCCUUGCAUAUCUUAAUGAACAUUCCAUAUAGCAUCAUAUCCAGUACUGUUACUUUCUUUUGUUGUGAAAGGAGCAAUCUAUCUAUCUACAGGCAUAUGUAUGUAUUAAAGGGUUAAUUUCUAUAUCCUUUUCCCUUCAACGGCUGGAUAGUUCUUUUUGGAGCAGCUCUUCUGAGAACACAGCUGAACGCCGUCUGUGCUGGUGUUGCUGCCAUAACAUUCCACUGACUAUAGUUACCAAAAAGUGGUUUUGGAUCCCUGUCUCAGUGUCUCCAAGCAGCUCUGAUAAAAUACCUGGGUACAUUUCUUACAUUUUUUUUACAUGGUGUGGUUUUGGGUUAGGCUAGUAUUUGAAAAUAAAUCAAUCGGGACCAAAUCUAAUCUCUGAAGUCAGUGAACAUCACUGGAGGAUGAGAUGGAUUUUAGAUCAUUUUGGUGAGACAUUCAAAUAUAUGGCUUUUUAAAAAUAUAUUUUGCAAAGUAUAAAGCCUCUACAUUCUGCUCUUGAAGUAACCAGCGCAACACUUGUUGUUGGAAAGCCUUCAUGUCAACUUCUGCAUGAUUUUUCUUUUUUAAAUGCUCUUGUUUGCUAACAUUCUUUUGAUGAUUUAUUUAUGUUUCAAGGGGUUUUUUUUCUUUCCUUUUUAGUCUUAUAGAACAACCUUAUCUCCUAGAUGUUUCAGAUUCCUGAAAUGUUGGGCUUGGGUGGUCUGCAGUUUGGCAAAAACAGAAAUAUAUAUAUUUCAGAAAUAUAUAUAUAUAUAUAAUGCUUUGGCAGCAAAAAUUCUUAUCUGUAACACAUGGUUCUGUUACACUUGAAAUAUUUUAAGUUUGUUAUAUUAAAAGAAAAUUCAGUUUUUUAUAAUUUAUUUUAUUGAAUCUUGUACACUUUCUCCAGCUGUACUCAUUAACAUUCUGUAUCUAUAAAUCUUACCUAUAUCGAUCCUACUUUUAAACUCUGCCUUUUUUGGUUGUAGAUCUCUAAUAGGGUGCAUUGUCGACUCAGAACCAAACAGCAGCCAAGGUCUGUGUUAGUAAUGGUGACAUUCCCUAUAGUUCUCUAAGCAAAAAUUCAUACUCCACUAUUCAAUGAGCCACUUGAUCAUUUGAUUUCAGUGAUACCACCAAAUUGUAAAGCCUGGGAAUAACUUGAAGGUUUCAAUUUACACUUCAGUUUCUGAAGAAUUUUAAAUUUUCAUCUAUUGCCAAUCCAGCUACAUUCAGCUUAUGUCUUUAUGGGAUAAUCAGUUAUUCUGGCAGUUUUGAAGAUGAGAGGGAACAACAGUUUUUACAACACAUCUGUUCUAUAAAUCAUAGAAAAAAUUAAAUACCAAAACAUGUAAACAGCUAAGAUCCUAAAGAAACAUAAGCAAAAACAUUAGCAGGGAAGGUUUAUUACCUAAGUCUGUAAAAUUAACAUCUAGAGAGCAAGUUCAUAAAGCUUGCUUUAUAGCAGUUUGUGACUGGAAGAAGAAAUGCUAUAAAAUACAGUUUAUCUAAUAACAUUAGUCACUUCCUUUCUCACUAAGUCAGCAUGUUCAGAUCUAUAUUCUAGGAAAGAGGUGUUGAACUUAGCUUGUGCCCUGGGCAAGAUCCAGGUUGCAGGGCUCCCUGUGGGGCAGAUCCAUCCCAGGGCAUGCAGCAGCAACAGCUCUAGCUCCAACCCAGGGUACACACCAUUGGCAGUGGCAGUGGCACCUGGGCUUCAGCAUAGAGCACAUGACAGCCCCAGAUUCUGCAGUAAGCCAUGCCUCACAACAUCUCAUGGCCUGCCAAUAGCCUGGCAGGCUGGAUUUAGUAGCUGUCCAGGCCAGACCCAGCUUGCAGGUCCGUCCUAUGUUUUACACUCCUCCUCUAGAACAUGCAGUUUAUUAAGAAAACAUGGUCCAGUGAUUGUGUGGUACAGGUGUCAGUGUUAAGAAAGAAUGUCUGGGAUAGAACCAGAGCUGGCACUUUAGGUGAGUAACUGCAUUUGGCAAAAUUUCCUUGGAGUUAACAAUCAGCAACUUUUUAGAUAUUUUGAGGAAAUUUUUCAUAAAAGCUGAAUGGAUAAUAUAGUUUCCCUCUCAGGCCAUUUCUAGUGGGUAUGUACAACUGUUGCUGUACAUAACAAUAACUGGAAUUAGUGGUGGUUAUUCAGAAAAUAGGACAAGGUUUGAGUGGAGAUGGAGAAUAAGGGUUGCCGGACACCUUUUAUAAUCCUUGCACCAGUGCCUUAGAAGGGUGCAAAAUACUACCAAAUCAAAACAGCAGUAGAGAAUCAGGUACUGAAUCUUCUUCAGUGUAAGUGGUACCUUCAAGUCAUGGCUGAAGUACAGUUAUGGAAGAAGCAGAGGAAGCUUAUGCUGUUGCCACCCCACUGUAUCCAGUCCUCAGGUUAACAGGGUAACAGACUUCUCUUGGAUGGUCAACCUGGUAGCUUUUGUGAGCUUGCCUUUUGCAGGUGUGCCCCAAAAUGCAUGGAAUUACUGCUACUUGAAAAAAAAAGGGGAGACAGUUCCGGAGGUUGAGAGUGAAUUAGGAAACCACCAUCUUUUUCCAUUUCCCUAUCAAUCUUCAGUAUGCAAAAUCAGUCCAGGGAAUUAACAGUGUUCAUACCACUCAGUGCACUAACUCCACUUCCAGGGUUCCAGAUAGGGUUGGACCAAAAUCCUGGGACACCUUCCUUCUGUCAGAGGAUGACAAGCAAGUAGUGAGCUUCUGGUGGUACUUUCUCUAUUUCUUUGUGUUGUUUACUGCCCUUGCCAACCACCAGUGAAGGGGAAUCACUCAGACCCCUAUCUUGCAGAAGGGUUCUAAGUACAAAGCCUGGAUAUGCAAAUGAAGUCCCAGUGGUGUCAAUGGGAUUUUCCAUAGGCACACAAAUACGCUCACAGAGAUGCAUGCACAGGGUGGGAUUCAUCUGAGCUUUCUAUUUUCCUUAAAAGAUUCUUUAGUUUCCUAAUGCUGACUACACACCUUGCCAGAGGGAUGAAUUCAGAUGAGGAAAGUGUGGCCUUGAUUAAGGAAUGAGCGGAGGCCUGUGCUUAAGUUCCAGUCAUGGCUGAAUAGAGAAGGAUUGCUGAAUUGAGCUUUUUGAGAGUGGGAGGGGUCUAUUAAUAGAUAAAACACGAUUGAAAUACCCAGCGAUGUACUUGGGUAAGCACUCACCCAACCAUUAAAUUAACUCAGAGCAACCUUUCUAGGAGUAAGAAAGCACACAGUAUUUCAAAGCAAAAGUCAAAGUAGAUCAUAUUGGCAGGGUAACUGUUAAUUCAGAUCAUUGUCUCUUAUAUGCAUCCCACCUGGCUCCCUCAGUUUAAACCCAGAGAUCAGACAUACAAGUAGUACAAAAUACAUUAGGUGCAAGUACUUUAGGCACUGCAGCAUGCAACGAUCCUUGAAGAAAUUGGUUGUUUAUAGUAUGUGUUUAGAAUGUUCAAAUUAUAAAAAAAUAGUGUGUCAAGUUUGUGCCUCAUUGAAAAUAACCAGUCUGGCAGAAUUAUUUCUGUAUAAAUAUUUGAAUCUAGUAAAAUGCUUUUGCUUGUUUAAUCUUGCAAUCCAAUGUUAAUAUUUAGGGUCAGUGUUCUGUUGCCUUAGAAGUACAUGCACCCUGAUGAAUGAUGGUGCUCUAAUGCUGAAAUUACUGCUGGGAUUAGAAAGUUAACUUUUUCUACACAUAUCAUCCAUUCAAUGGAAUUGGGGGAAAGGAGAAAGAAAGAAAGAGAGAGAGAGUGCAGGUGGGGAGAAGGUAAACCCUGUUGCAUUACUAAUUCUCUAUAAUAAAAGUGUCUUGAUUUGGGUCACAACGUCCCAGAUUCAAGAUCUCCCAGUUUAAACUACUAUAACUGGGAACAGAAUCUUUUCCUGAUGGGAUCUAUCAGACCAAAGAGGUGAAUGAAGUAACAAGACAAAAUUGUAGGGCAACCUAUGUUAACUGUUAUGGAGAGACUUGGUAAACUGUUUAUGAACCCAUGGCUUCUGCCUUCUAGGGUACUGGCUUUUUUUAGGCUAGGCUCAGCUGCCAUUUGACAGUUGGGUCAUCAUACCAUCAUCCUUAUUUAUUGAUGUAAGCCUUACUCACAUGAGUAAUGACAGAGCUUUUAUUAGGAUCAACUGGAAGAGUAACAAUUUAGAAAAACCAUAGGUCAGCAGUUCUCAAACAUGGGGAUAUGUGGUAAACACAUAGGCAUACAAAAAGGAAGAAUUGGAAAACAGAAGAAAAGAAAGUGAAAAAAUAAGUGGAGGACAAGGAAGGAAAAAAAGGAAGCAUAAUUCUGCAGUAUCUUUUAGUUGCUGAAGAGGCUAUGAUAUGGUUGUGGAGGCAAAAGUGUUACUUUUUUAUUAUCUAUAACUCAGAAUCAUAGGUCUACACAGCAUUAUAGCAAGUUUAAAGGGUGUGGCCGAAAGAUAUUUGAGACCUACUGCUGCAAGCAGGGGAGAAAUUGUUGAACUCAUUGGAACACUUGAGAAAGUUAAAUGAUUAUAAUUUUAGUUGUGAUUUAAUCUAGUUGCAACUCGCAUGCAAAUAUUCACCAAAAUCCUCAUUGCAGGAUCUAAAUAAAAGCUGUUUCUCAUCAUCUCUACUGAAAAAAAAAAAGUUUGGAGCAGAAAAAGACAAAUCCUGCAAAACCCAAAUCCACAACAUUGCCUCCCACCCAGGCUAAAAAUAUGUUUGCAACAUGUCCCAGGGCUGGACUGUACAGGGAGGAUGAACAUCAGAAUUGGCUAACACAUUGCAGAGAUUAGAAAUAAAAAUUAAAUUUACCAGCCAGAGAAACCACAAUAACAUGCAGAUUAUAAAAUAAAUGAGGAACUUUCCACCGUAGAUGGCAGGAAACGUAGUCAUCUAAAUCAUGACUGGCUAAGAAAAUAACCAGAACCCAGAAACUGUUCCUAAACUGGAAGGAAAACAAGAAGAUAUGAGCUUUAGACAGCAUGCACAUAUCCUUUUGCUAUUAAAUACAGCAGCUAAUUUUUUCAGGAAGAUCUUCAACAUAUUUUUCUCCAUCAUCCACAAUAAGUCAUUCCCAUGGAUCUCUGCUCUGGGCAGCCCAAGGGAUGGGGUUGGGGUGGAGUAGUUCACAGGGAUGAAAGAAGGCAGCACGUACAGUAAGCAGCUAUAGGAAAAAAUUGUGUCAUAUCACAGGAUGAAUGUCUUCAAGAACUUCUUUGAAAUUUUCUGUACAAUGUAAAUAUCCGGUUUCUGUAAAUGGGGGGACACUGCUGUCUAACAAUAAAUAUUCUCCAAAUAAAGGUUUUGCA
Alligator sinensis (Chinese alligator) is the source of this 10622-nucleotide messenger RNA. It is a transcript of the gene JCAD, whose product is annotated as junctional cadherin 5 associated. Gene Ontology annotation, biological process: positive regulation of blood vessel endothelial cell proliferation involved in sprouting angiogenesis. The transcript is spliced from 6 exons. Bases 415 to 4425 code for a protein of 1336 amino acids. The record is from RefSeq and is a predicted model, not a curated record. NCBI's taxonomy places the organism in Eukaryota, Metazoa, Chordata, Crocodylia, Alligatoridae. Gene Ontology annotation, cellular component: ruffle membrane; adherens junction.